AUGGGGAGGGAAGGCCAUUCCACAUCACUAGGAUCAGAUAGUAGGGCACAGCAUGUAAAUGAGGUACGUAAACAACAAGGUAAUCCAUCUUCCAUUAAGUUGUCAUGUCCAAGGUGGGAGAAGGAUAUUGAGGACAGGAAUCGUCCAUUGACCGAUGAAGAGUUGGAUGCUAUGUUUCCCCAGGAGGGCUACAAAAUUUUGGAGCCCCCAGCUUCCUAUGUCCCAAUUAGAACUCCUGCUAGGAAGCUUCUUGCCACCCCAACGCCAAUUGGCACACCUCUGUAUAAUAUCCCUGAAGAAAAUCGAGGUCAGCAGUUUGAUGUGCCGAAAGAGAUGCCUGGUGGACUGCCUUUCAUGAAGCCUGAAGACUAUCAAUAUUGUGCACUGUUGAAUGAAGAAAACGAAGAGGAAUUGUCUCUGGAAGAGCAGAAAGAACGAAAGAUAAUGAAACUGCUGCUCAAGGUUAAGAAUGGCACGCCACCUCAGAGGAAAACAGCUCUGCGGCAGUUAACUGAUAAGGCCAGAGAGUUUGGUGCUGGGCCACUGUUCAAUCGGAUUCUUCCGUUGCUCAUGCAACCGACAUUGGAGGACCAAGAAAGACAUUUACUGGUGAAGGUCAUUGAUAGGGUGCUUUACAAAUUGGAUGAGUUGGUGCGUCCAUAUGUGCACAAAAUUCUUGUGGUGAUCGCGUUGCUGAUUGAUGAGGAUUAUUAUGCCCGUGUAGAAGGUAGGGAAAUUAUCUCCAAUCUCAGCAAGGCUGCUGGGUUGGCAACUAUGAUUGCUGCAAUGCGCCCUGAUAUUGACAAUAUCGAUGAGUAUGUAAGAAACACUACUGCAAGAGCAUUCAGUGUUGUUGCCUCUGCACUUGGAAUUCCUGCUUUGUUACCUUUUCUGAAGGCAGUGUGUCAGAGUAAGAAGUCUUGGCAAGCCCGUCACACAGGUAUCAAAAUUGUUCAGCAGAUUGCUAUUUUGAUUGGUUGUGCUGUUCUUCCACACUUGAGGUCUCUUGUAGAAAUCAUAGAACAUGGUCUUAAUGAUGAGAAUCAGAAGGUUAGAACUAUCACAGCUCUUUCCCUUGCUGCUCUUGCUGAGGCAGCUGCCCCAUAUGGUAUUGAGAGCUUCGAUUCAGUGUUGAAGCCUCUCUGGAAGGGUAUUAGAUCUCACCGAGGGAAGGUUUUGGCAGCCUUUUUGAAAGCCAUCGGUUUCAUCAUCCCUCUCAUGGAUGCUAUAUAUGCUAGUUACUAUACCAAGGAAGUGAUGCAUAUACUGAUCCGUGAGUUUCAGUCGCCUGAUGAAGAAAUGAAGAAAAUUGUUUUAAAAGUUGUGAAGCAGUGUGUGAGCACUGAAGGUGUUGAGCCAGACUACAUCAGGAAUGACAUUCUCCCUGAGUUCUUCCGCAACUUCUGGGUGAGAAGAAUGGCUUUGGACCGCAGAAAUUACAGGCAACUUGUUGAUACUACUGUUGAGAUAGCAAACAAAGUUGGGGUUGCUGAUAUAGUGGGUAGGAUUGUUGAAGAUCUCAAGGAUGAGAGUGAGCCUUAUAGGAGGAUGGUCAUGGAGACAAUUGAAAAGGUGGUUGCAAAUCUGGGCGCGUCUGAUAUUGAUGCUCGCUUAGAAGAGCUGUUGAUUGAUGGGAUUCUCUACGCAUUCCAAGAGCAAACCAGUGAUGAUGCAAAUGUGAUGUUGAAUGGUUUUGGAGCUGUUGUUAAUGCUCUUGGGCAGAGAGUGAAGCCUUACCUUCCGCAAAUAUGUGGGACUAUUAAAUGGCGUUUAAAUAAUAAGAGUGCAAAGGUCAGACAACAAGCUGCAGAUCUUAUAUCAAGGAUUGCUGUGGUGAUGAAGCAGUGUGGAGAAGAACAACUGAUGGGCCAUCUUGGUGUCGUUUUGUAUGAGUAUUUGGGGGAAGAGUACCCAGAAGUUCUGGGAUCAAUAUUGGGUGCUCUGAAAGCUAUUGUUAAUGUCAUUGGUAUGACUAAAAUGACUCCUCCAAUAAAGGAUUUACUUCCUCGCUUGACUCCAAUUUUGAAAAAUCGUCAUGAGAAAGUCCAGGAGAACUGCAUUGAUCUUGUUGGUCGAAUUGCUGACCGUGGAGCAGAAUUUGUUCCUGCCAGAGAAUGGAUGAGGAUUUGUUUUGAGCUUCUUGAGAUGCUCAAAGCCCACAAAAAGGGUAUUCGUCGAGCAACAGUCAACACUUUUGGGUAUAUUGCAAAAGCUAUUGGUCCACAAGACGUCCUUGCAACACUGUUGAAUAAUCUCAAAGUUCAGGAACGUCAGAACCGUGUCUGCACAACUGUCGCAAUUGCUAUAGUUGCUGAAACUUGUUCUCCCUUUACAGUUUUACCUGCGCUGAUGAAUGAAUAUCGUGUACCUGAGCUUAAUGUUCAGAAUGGUGUUCUGAAGUCCUUCUUCCUCUUUGAGUAUAUUGGUGAAAUGGGUAAAGACUAUAUCUAUGCAGUUACUCCAUUGCUGGAGGAUGCUCUCAUGGAUAGAGACUUGGUCCACCGGCAAACUGCUGCUUCAGCAGUGAAGCACAUGGCUUUAGGAGUUGCUGGACUUGGGUGUGAGGAUGCUUUGAUUCAUUUAAUGAAUUAUGUCUGGCCAAAUAUUUUUGAGACAUCACCACAUGUUAUUAAUGCGGUUAUGGAAGCCAUUGAAGGAAUGAGGGUGGCUCUUGGAGCAGCAAUCGUCCUUAAUUACUGUCUUCAGGGGCUAUUUCAUCCAGCAAGGAAGGUGAGAGAGGUGUACUGGAAAAUCUACAAUUCACUGUAUAUUGGUGCUCAGGAUGCCCUUGUGGCUGCUUAUCCGAUGCUGGAUGAUGAAGAAAACAAUGUAUACAGUAGGCCUGAGUUGGUGAUGUUUGUAUGAGGCUGGAUCGUGUUUUAGAUGAAGCUAGGGAAGGUCCAGUGGUUUAAAAUAUGUAAGAGUGGCUAGCUGUUGCUUUUCGAGCUGCUGCUGGUUUUCUUUAUAUGCUCUAAUAAGAGUUGUCUUGCGUUCUUGUAAUUCUCUUGAAUUCAGCAGUUAGAUUUGAAAAAAAUGUUCGUUGAGACUUCAACUAUUAGAAUGCUUAAUCUGUUCUUGUGUGUUUUAA
Coffea arabica (coffee) is the source of this 3088-nucleotide messenger RNA. Lineage: Eukaryota; Viridiplantae; Streptophyta; Magnoliopsida; Gentianales; Rubiaceae. The record is from RefSeq and is a predicted model, not a curated record.